Astyanax mexicanus (Mexican tetra) is the source of this 4687-nucleotide messenger RNA. RefSeq names its product zinc finger protein ZXDC. Lineage: Eukaryota; Metazoa; Chordata; Actinopteri; Characiformes; Acestrorhamphidae. Bases 14 to 3946 code for a protein of 1310 amino acids. The record is from RefSeq and is a predicted model, not a curated record. Gene Ontology annotation, molecular function: transcription coregulator activity. Gene Ontology annotation, cellular component: nucleus. The transcript is spliced from 10 exons. Gene Ontology annotation, biological process: regulation of transcription by RNA polymerase II.
CAGGGACACCAAGAUGGAAAUCCAGGGGCUUACUGAUGCCCAAAACACUCACUACCAACAUGGCGCCCCGCGUAAGUCAGGAUCACCUCCGCUGGGAACGGCGACGGGAAGUUGCGUUUCUAGCUUCGGUUCGAAAGAGAAUGGCAGCGGGGGCCGCCCGGCCCAGCGCGGGCUUCAGAGAGACAGCGACAGCAACAACAACAGGCGGCCGGGCUGCUCUCCGCCUUGUACGCUGGUGCAAAAUGGCAGCGUCGGCCUUCCGCGCCUGUGUCUCCAGCAGGACGGGCGCGACGACCCGCCGUCGCCCCGAGCGGCUGGAGUGGUCGAGCUACGGGAGUACGGGGAUUUGGAGCUCCCUGCUGACUUCGUGAAGGUGGAGCUGAAGUACAGCGGAGAGGAGAGCGAGGAGGACGGCGUGCUGCAAAUGGCGCUGCCUCUUUUCGAGGGGGAGGACGGAUACGGAGAGCAGAGACCGCAGGAGGAACAACUACAGCUGCAGCAGCGGCGGGAGGACACGGGCUGUAGGAACGGCAGCUUAAGCAAAUUUAACGUUAACUCUAACGCUAUCGUCUCUUUAUCGUCCUCCUUAUCCACGUCUACGUCGUUCACAGCCACUGCCUCCAGUAGCAGCAGCAGUAACAACAACAGUAGCGGCGGCAGCAGCAGCUCUGCUAGCGCCACCCCCAGCUCUAGCGCUAGCACGGCGGGCUCGUCUGGUGGGAAAGGCCGUGAGGAAUUUUACGUCGUGUUUAACAUCGUUCCGGACGAAAACGGCCUCGACAAAGAGCGACGGACGCGCCUGUGUAAAGUAAACGGAAGAAAAGCCCUGCUAGAGCCCUCUAAAUCAGCGUACGGGCAGCACGGUUUGUUCAUAGAAGCGGACGAAAAGGCCGUCACCCCCCCGGAUCUAGCGUUAGCAGCCGGGGCGAGCGGCUCUGCUGCAGCGGGGGGUCAGCGCGGGCUGUUCGAGGCCGAAAGCAAAGACAUGGCGCUGUCAGCCGGUGGUUCUGAAGAGGAAUGCAACGUUAACAUCAGCGACAAACUGCCCGAUGUGGUCAUGAUGAGCUGUGCUACUAAUUUAGGUUCAGGUGAUCAGGGCGAACUGAGCGAGGGGGAGUGUAAGAACCCCCCGGCCCCAGAGCCAGGGAGUGCCGGAGUGGCUGGGAGCAGUAACGCGAAAAGCCCGCAGUACGUGGCGGACUAUGCCCGGCUCACACCCGGUGAGAACGGCGACGCACACGACUCUUUCUCGGGCACGAUCACGAUCAACAACCAGAGCAUCAUCCUGACCAUCGAGAACGGCGUGUUGACCCUGGCCGCCCCUCCGGAGGGCUACGCGUACAAGGAGGACGGCAUGCUGAGCCUGAAGGAGCACCUUGGGAUGAAGGAGCACGAAGACUUCGUUCUGCUGAACUACGACGGCGGAACCAAGUCUAUAGGGAAGAUCAGCAGCGCUGCCGGGGCUGAUCGGGAGGAGCGCAGCGCCGGGCAGGCUAACAGCGACUCCGAGAUGACCCUGGAUGACCAGUGCGUCUUUCCAGAGCUGCCCGGGUCGGUACUGGACUGCUGCCCUUCGGUCAAACAGGAGGAAGCCGGUUUGUGUGAUGUGGAGGAAGCCAGCGCCUUGGGUCACUGUCCUAAAGAUUCCACUGUCGGGCUACAUGCUGGAUGUGAUGAUGAGAUGCAGCCCAUGGGCCUCGGGGGUCCAGGCUUGGCCAAGAAAGGAGCCUUAGUAACAUACCGCUGUCCUCACUCUGGAUGUUCCGAUGUGUUCGGCAGCCGGCAGAAGCUUAAAAUGCAUCUCGUUUUCCAUACAGAAGACCAGCGGCCCUUUAAAUGCACAGUGGAGGGCUGUGGCUGGUCCUUCACCACCUCAUACAAACUAAAGCGCCACCUGCAGUCCCACGACAAGGUUCGGCCGUACAAGUGCGAGUGGGAGAACUGUGGCCGCCGCUUUACCACUGUCUACAAUCUUAAAGCCCAUGUUAAGGCGCACGAUCAGGAAGACGCCUUUGUGUGUGAUAUUUGCAGCGAGAGGUUCCGCAGUGCCACACGGCUCGCCAAUCAUCAGAGGACACACUUCGAGCCUGAGCGGCCACACAAGUGUGAAUUCCCAGGAUGUGAGAAGGCCUUCAUCACCUUCAGUGCCCUGUUCUCCCACAACAGAACUCAUUUCAGGGAAACUGGUCAGUUCACAUGUACCUAUCCAGGCUGUGACAAGCGUUAUGACAAGGCCUGCCGCCUUAAAAUCCACCUCCGUAGUCACACGGGUGAGAGGCCGUUUGUCUGUGACUGGGAGUCUUGUGGUUGGACUUUCACUAGCAUGUCAAAGCUGUUGCGACACAAAAGGAAGCAUGAUGACGAUCGACGGUUUAUGUGCCCGGAGGAGGGCUGUGGAAAGUCCUUCACACGUGCAGAGCACUUGAAGGGCCACAGUAUCACCCACCUGGGCACAAAGCCUUUUGAGUGCAGAGUAGAAGGUUGUAAUGCAAAGUUCUCAGCACGUAGCAGCCUUUACAUUCACUCCAAGAAACACCGGCAGGAUGGGGUGUGUCUGAGGAGCAGAUGUCCCGUGGCUGGAUGCACCAAGCACUUCUCAUCCCGCAGCAGCCUAAAAAGCCACAUGCUUAAACAUCACAACCUUAGUGCAGAUGUGUUGAGUCAGCUGGAGAGUACGGCCACUCUGACGCCUAGCUGUGAGCUCACCAGCGCUGCUCAGACUGCUACCACCCCAGGCUCUGUGGGAGCAGAGCUCAGCAGUCUAGACCUCUCCUCACUUCUCUCUACUGUGCCCUCAGGGGCCCCCGCAGCAUCUGGUGGCCCCUCAGCCCCCUCAGGCCCAGCCUUUACCAUGGACAUGUCUCUAGUUGGUGCUGGUAUCCUGACCAUAGAUCCCACUUCAGUCAGCUCCUCUCUUGGAGGGGCAAAAACCGUGGACCCUCUUAUCUUGGCAGCGGGGGCAGACAUGGGUGCACAUGUGCUGGAUGCUGGAUUAGGACCCGGAGCAGGUGGAGGAGUCCUGCAGCAGGCCACUCUGCAUUUGGACGAUGUGCAGACUGUGAACCCAGAGGCAAUUGGAGCGUUAACUGCCCUGGCUAUCCAGAGCACCUCAUCAGCAGAACAGCUGCAAGCCCUGAGCUCCUCCAGUGCUUUAACAGCAGAGUCCCCUUCUUCCUCCCUGACCCCAUCACUUACCCCCUCGCUUUCUUCCUCACUGUCUUCGUCUCUAGCACCCUCACUCGCCUCUUCUCUUAUCCCAUCUCUCGCAUCCUCCACUGCUCUGGCAGGACCCCCAGUUCCAGAGCUGCUGUCUCCCCAGCCAAAAGCAGAUAUGGGGGGCAGUGAGGCGGCCGUGGGGCCUUUAAUUAGUGGGGUGGAGGUUCUGUCUCAGCCGGAGAACAGCAAGGGAAUGAGCCAGUUUGUGUUUCCCAGCCACAGUGCAGCUUAUGGUGGACAGAAAGAGUCGGAGCUGCCUUCGGUGACCACUUGUUCCUUUCUGGAGAGCAGUGGUUCUGCACGCACAGACUACAGAGCCAUUCAGCUGGCAAAAAGAAGGAAACAGAAAGGCCCUGCUGGAAACGCAAGCACUUCAGGGGCAUCUCAGAGGAAGGCUAAGGGGGCCAAAGGUUCCAGUGCAGCAGGGGCGUUGGCUUCCACAAGUGGCCGUUUUGGAGAAGGAGCUGCAGCAACCACGGGGGGCCUCACUAUUCGAGACCCGGUCACAGGAGCCCAGUAUGUGCAGAUUCAGCUCCUGCAGGAUGACCCAGCCACUGACGGAGACUUGGCUUUUCAGCUCAGCUCACAGACCUCGAGUUCUCAUUCUCAGUUAACAGUCGAUCUGCCCGUCAACAUCUUACAGGAGCCUUCUGCCAUGACUGAGGAUGAUAACGGAUCAGACAACUCACAGUUCACUGGCAGCACAAUCAAUCUACAGGACUUGGAGUGAUUGUUUAAUGGAGAUGCAUUAUGGGCCUCUGUUGGACUUUGUGGCUUUUUUUUUCCUUUGAGUUUGAGCCUCUCAGUCCACCCACUUCAAUGGAAUAACGAAGCACCAUUUAACACAUUUUAGCCAAGUUUCCUUUAUUUUAAGACAGUUUGUUUCUUUUACUCCUGAACAGUAAUUUAGGCAUGUGUGUAUUUGUGAUGGAGAGACCCUGUUAGGAGACUGCUAAGCAAAGAUUUUAGUGUUUACCACCCUCCAGUUAUUGAAGCACCAUCUACUUCUAAGAGUACUGUGAGGGUCCAGCAUUAACUGUUUGUGUUGAUGGCAUAAGUAUUUAUUAGUACCGCUCUGAGUGCUUCUCUCAAUGUGCUUCACAGAGGAAUAGUUAAAAAAAAAUGUUUCAGCUUUUGUUAAAAUUGCUUGUAUUUCAGGGCAAGGCUGUGUCUCACUCUAGGUAAAUAUUCUGAAAUAAGUCUGAAAAUUGUGAAAUAAUGUAAAGGUACUUUGGUUGCAAAGGUUUAUUGUUUGUGCAGUAAGGUACCUGCCAGAAAAAUGGCUGUAAGAAAUGCUGUUUCGCAGUCUUUCUAUUUGCCCUCCAGUUUUGCCAAGGCAACAGAGUCUACACAGAAUAACUUUGUGCAUUUUUUUUAUGUAAAACAAAGAUACAAUUGUUUGUCUUAUGUUUGUAAAUGAUAUUAAAAUAAAAAAUGGUGCUCUACUUUUUUUUAUAAAAAGUAAAACUGA